This is a messenger RNA of Falco peregrinus (peregrine falcon), 5658 nucleotides long. It is a transcript of the gene PELO, whose product is annotated as pelota mRNA surveillance and ribosome rescue factor. Gene Ontology annotation, cellular component: cytoplasm. Gene Ontology annotation, biological process: ribosome disassembly; nuclear-transcribed mRNA catabolic process, non-stop decay; nonfunctional rRNA decay. Bases 286 to 1443 code for a protein of 385 amino acids. NCBI's taxonomy places the organism in Eukaryota, Metazoa, Chordata, Aves, Falconiformes, Falconidae. The record is from RefSeq and is a predicted model, not a curated record. The transcript is spliced from 2 exons.
GUGCGCACGCGCGUCUGGCGCGGAGCAGAACGCGCGGGCGGCUCGAGCCCCUCCUGCGCCUCUCAGCAUAGGCCGGGCGCAUGCGCGCUGGGGCGGCCGGGCGCGACGCAUGCGCGGCGGCCGGGACGAGGGGCCACCGCGGUACGUUGCGGGCAAGUGGGUGCGUGGCGGCCCGAGGUACGGCCGGGAGCGCGCCGGUCCCGCCGCCCGCUGACUCCCGGACCGGCCUGCUGGCCGUUGGCCGCUGUCGCUGAGGGGAAGCCGGCGGCGCAAGUAACUGCCAGGAUGAGGUUGGUGAGGAAGGACCUGGAGAAGGACAAUGCGGGACAGGUGACGCUGAUCCCUGAGGAGCCAGAGGACAUGUGGCACACCUACAACCUGCUGCAGGUGGGUGACAGUCUGCGGGCCUCCACCAUCCGAAAGGUGCAGACCGAGACGGCCACAGGAAGCGUGGGCAGCAACCGCAUCCGCACCACCCUCACUCUCUCUGUGGAGACCAUCGACUUCGACUCGCAAGCCUGCCAGCUGCGGGUCAAGGGCACUAACAUCCAAGAGAAUGAGUACGUCAAGAUGGGAGCCUACCACACCAUCGAGCUGGAGCCCAACCGGCAGUUCACGCUGGCGAAGAAGCAGUGGGACAGCGUGGUGCUGGAGCGCAUCGAGCAGGCCUGUGACCCAGCCUGGAGCGCUGAUGUGGCAGCCGUGGUCAUGCAGGAAGGGCUGGCCCAUGUCUGCCUGGUCACUCCAAGCAUGACGCUAACCCGUGCCAAGGUGGAGGUGAACAUCCCCCGUAAGCGGAAGGGAAACUGCAGUCAGCACGACCGGGCCCUGGAAAGGUUUUACGAGCAGGUGGUGCAAGCCAUCCAGCGGCAUAUCAACUUUGAGGUGGUGAAGUGUGUACUGGUGGCUAGCCCAGGCUUCGUACGGGAGCAGUUUUGUGACUACAUGUUCCAGCAGGCAGUCAAGACUGACAACAAGCUUUUGCUGGAAAACAAGUCCAAGUUCCUACAGGUCCACUCUUCCUCGGGACAUAAAUACGCAUUGAAGGAAGCCCUCUGUGACCCAGCUGUAACCAGUCGCCUCUCUGACACUAAGGCAGCUGGUGAGGUCAAAGCCUUAGAUGACUUCUAUAAAAUGCUGCAGCAUGAGCCUGACCGGGCUUUUUAUGGCCUAAAACAUGUGGAGAAGGCCAAUGAAGCCAUGGCCAUCGAUACCUUGCUGAUCAGUGAUGAGCUUUUCCGGCACCAGGAUGUGGCAACACGUGCUCGAUAUGUUAAAUUGGUAGAUAGUGUACGGGAGAACAUGGGCACAGUACGCAUUUUCUCCAGCCUUCAUGUGUCUGGAGAGCAGCUGGGCCAGUUGACAGGGAUCGCAGCCAUCCUGCGCUUUCCUGUUGCUGAGCUUUCUGACCAGGAAGAUGAAUCUAGCUCUGAAGAGGAUUGAUAACAGUGACUUCAUUCCACAGUUUCUUUUCCAAGACAUGUUGAAAUGACAUUAAAGGCCCUCCCUUCCUAAUACUAUGUGCAGAUGUGCCAUGCCAUGUAAUCAAGUUUUAGAUAGGAUUUCAUAAAGUAUAUAGCUCUGCUCAUCACAUUAAUAGAUAUCUGUUUUAUUGUAAGGAUCAUUGGUAUACUGUGGAUUGAAUCUUGACUAUUUUUGCAAGUUAAAUCCUGGACUUCCAGCAGUACAAGGAACUAAUUUGACUCCCUAAAGCUGCUUAUUCUGCAUGUUAAGGCAGAUGGGCAGCUUAGUGUUUUGGAAGGUGUUUCUAUGAAAAGGAAACAAACUAGGAGGAGAAAAUUAUGUCAGACUGUAUUUCUGUUCAGGUGCUUGAAAAGAGUACUGCAAAACAAAUGUGAACUUUCUGAUGCAAGACUGUGCUUGGUCUUCUAAGGAAUUCACCACUUCAUAAGAUGUGGCAAAGGGCUGGGGUCAACAUCAUCUCUUAGGGCUUUUUGUGGUGUUACGAGUCUAACCACUUAAAUAUUUGUGUGAAAAUCUUAAAGCAAUCAUUCAGAAACCAGACCCUUUAAAUUAACCAUUUCCUCCCUAAUAUGAUAGUAGAUGCAAGAAAAAUUGUGAAGCUCCAUGCACCCACUUCAGUUACCUCUUUGAAUGCUUGGGAGGUGGUCUGAGGGCUACCAAGGUAUGAUGUAUCUUGUCAUUGACUGUGUUCUGAUAAAUUUGAAUUGGGAUUAUUUAGCACUGAAUUCUGAGGUAUGAAAAGGCUUACAAAAUCAAGAGCCUAGUUCCCAUGAGGAAUCUUUUGACAAGGAGUAGUUUAAGUUAAGUUUAUAAUACAGUAUUUUUCUAUUUGUAUACCUUAUUAAAAACAUAUAUAAACAGAAGUAAAGAUUACAAAUUUAUAAAUCUUAACUUGGGCAUAGGGUAAUGACAGUGGUAAAAAUCAGAAUUACUUUUUAGUUAUUUGAACUGCUGAAAGUAUUGAGAGCCACUAUGACUUUUGUUUCUUUGCUGGACAAUAAAUCUUAGGCUGAGGAAGCAGAAACUGCUUUCAGAUUCUGACGUACCUGCAAGGGGAUUGUUCAGAUUAAACCGGUGUUUGAUGGUGUAGGUUGUGUGUGUAAAUAAGGAUUUUUUUUAAGUGCAGUGAGAGCAGGGGAACAGGAGACACUUGCCAAAAAUAAAUUUAUUUUAAGAAAGCCAGGGAAGACUUCUGAAAUAUGGAAAAGGACAUAACAAUGGAAGAUUAAAAAUAAAAACACCAAAGCUUAUAGUCUGAGUAGAAUAGGGGUCCUCAAACUUUUUAACCAGGGGGCCGGCACGCGGAUGAAGUGGCAGACAGUCAUCUGCGGCUGCUUGGUUCCCCCCAACCCCCAGCGGGGAGGGGGGAGGUGUCUGUAAAUAUGGGGGGCCGUAUCUGGCCUGCAGGCCGUAGUUUGAGGACCCCUGGAGUAGAAUAAUUCUAGGAAAAGCAUUUUUGAUGGUAGGCCUGUAUGUUGAUGGAUGCCACACCUGUGAAUUUGAUACUAGCUAGCUAGCUGAAACAUCAGUUUAAAUUCCUUGAUAGAGAAGUUCUUUUGAGUUAAAAGCCAUCUCCCCUUUUCCCAUCAUCCACUCAAAGGAACGCAUGAACAGAACUUACAUUAGAGUUGGAGUUGAACACUGAUUCUUCUCUCACUGAAGGCAAGCAAGUACAUUAAGACAGUUUAUAGAGUCAGCUUGCACAGAUAAACUUACUUGAAGUUCACAUUUUUAUCUUGGUGUUGAGUGGCACAAGUCAUAGUGCUUAGGUAAAAUUGCUUCAGCAGUUAGGACUGGUUAGAUUAAAUUUUUUUUUUCUUUCAAAAAUCUGCUUAAGCUGAUUGUACACUUUGCCAGUUAGAAAGCACCUUGAUUUCUGCUAUAUAUGGAGUAGAACAAUCUAACCUUCAAUAAAUAUUACUUAAAUGCAGAAAAUUGUGGCUUUAAACAAGCUCAUAAUGUCUAAACAGAGUUAAUUCCUUUAAAAUAAGCUGGUAUAUUAGUAUUUCCCGUCUUUUAAGCAAUGCCAAUUUGCCGCAAUUGCACACAGAUGAUACAUGCAUUCAAAAUUGUAGUACACCCAGAAAUUCUUAGUUUAAUUCUCAGCAAACUGUGAGACAGACAAAUCAAACUGUUCUGCUGUUGUGGAAUGGUUUGACAUUUUAUUAGACCAGAUGGAUUCCAGUUAUUCCAUUUUAAACAAGAAAUUAGGAAGAGGUUUUGCUGUGUACUGUAAGAUUAUAAUGGCAAUUCAGCAAGUCUGUGUUUAGUGCUUGUGGUAGUUAUCACCAAGGAAAAGAAGCAGCCACUUUGCUGCUUUUUCUUUUUUGCUGCUUUGUUGGUUUUUUGGGGGUUUUUGAGGUAUAACAAUGAGCGCAAACAUCUGCUAAGAAAGUACAUUCAUAAUGAUUCUUAAAUUAUUUACAUUUAAAAUUCUUCACUGACUUUAUGAGUAUUUUUCUUUUUGUAGCUGUUGCUAUCUUGGCGUUAAGUCUGUGAAAGAAAGUUAUUGCAUAAAGUCUCUGAAGGAAAUACACAUCUAGUUGCCCAAAGUAUGGAAGGGUGGGAUUUUUUAGUUUUGUUUUGUUUGGUAGGCAUUUUUGUAGUAAAAUAAAUACACAAUCACUAUGUAGACAAAUGCAUCCUGUUUCAGGAAACAGCUUAAGGGCUUGGUAUUGAAAGUAAGCUGUGUUCAGUAGCUGCAGAUGCUUGACCUGGCAGAGUUCCAGGGUUGCUAGUAUCUUUUACAUUUAAAGUCAUUUUGAAUACUUGAAAAGGCCAUAUUGACAAAGAUGCUUGUUUAAUGCAGGCCUUAAUGUCUGUGUAUAGGCACAGAAGAUGCAUGUUGUCUGCAGAUCAAAUGACUUUGAUUCGAUCAAAUGUGCUGGAGCCAUGGGAAAAUAUUUUUUGCACCUUUUCUUUGCAACUAAACAUAUAUGAACUAAAGACUGUCCACAAUAUGAAAAUAGUUCUCUUGCACCAUGAAGUGUUCACUGUCUUAGUUUAGUUUGAUUAUGUUCUGACAUAAUUCUGUGAAUUAGUAGUUUGUCUUACAAUUUUUCAGUUUUCAAAAUAAAUGAAUACACAUGGUAAGACUUACUAAUGUUUGUUACAUUUGGUAGGAAGAAAACUUUAAAAAGUUCCAUGAAAUCAUCUUGAUCCUGAACCCUGCUGUGCUCUUCAAAGUUUCAAAUAAAUUCAUUAAUUUAGGUCAUUAAACCUCUUGCAAACUAAUACUUGGAGCAGGCCUCAGCGUUAAUUUUGUCAUCUUUGGCAUUUAAAUCCAGUUGUUACUAUAUUCAUGUUUAUGUAAUAAAGUUGGGUGCAGAACAUGAGGUCACCACCAGCAAGAGACCAAAAUACUACUACUAGUUAUAAAGCAAAAUAAAAGAUAAAUCUUCUGGUAAAACUGUAAAGCAUUUAAUUGUGUUUAACCUAGGGAAUUCCUCAAGUCCCUCCUGUCUUCACCCUUGUACACUGUAUGAGUAAAAUGCUGGUAAAUGAUCUUUUGACCACUCCCUGACCACCAGUGUAACAAGAGCCCAUUGCUUGUCAGCUUAAUUUGUGAUGUAACUAGCCUGAUGUUUUUAAAGCCCUGUAAAUGUCCUUUCAUUUGCUACUGUUCUUUCAAAGGUUAAGUAGUCCUGAAUAAUAAAGCUAUCUUACAUGCCCGCUGAAAAUUUCUUCGUUUAACUUCUGAGCUGCUGACUUUGGGUUUGCCUUUUUCUCUGAAGGUACAGUAUAGCUACCUUCUAAUUUGACUGAUUUAUAUAGCUUGAGCCUCUCUUUAAUUUCUUUCUCGAAGCUGCAUUAACCAUCCAGAAAACGAGCUCGGUUUCAUAAAAGCAAAGUGGGGAUAAAAGAUGUAAUCAUGUGCAUGUGAUCUCUUUUAGUCACCCAGUCCAUUCACUUGAUUCUCAGAUUUUCAUAUGUCUUAACUGUCUUUAAAUAAAACAAGCCUGUUUCAUAGAUGUCUAGCUUUGCAGGAAAAAGCAUGUUCUCAGAGUGUUUAUGCUGUUGUUUUAUCUGCAGCCACAUUUGUGCAGUGUGUGGUCUGUUGCUUCUACAAAAGAUCUAAGAAAGCAAUUUUUAAAAUGUGAAGCUGCAAUUAGAAGGUCUACAGUUAGGAGUCUGUGUUUAUACCCUAAAACGAAUUCCUGAAAGACACAUAAU